Aspergillus puulaauensis is the source of this 1050-nucleotide messenger RNA. RefSeq names its product porphobilinogen deaminase. Lineage: Eukaryota; Fungi; Ascomycota; Eurotiomycetes; Eurotiales; Aspergillaceae. The record is from RefSeq and is a predicted model, not a curated record. Gene Ontology annotation, cellular component: cytoplasm. The transcript is spliced from 2 exons. Gene Ontology annotation, biological process: heme biosynthetic process. Gene Ontology annotation, molecular function: hydroxymethylbilane synthase activity. Bases 1 to 1050 code for a protein of 349 amino acids.
AUGACUACCCAAGCCCCGCCACCCUCCGCAGACCCCGCGUCUCAGAAGAUCUUCACAAUUGGCACGCGCAAAUCCAAACUUGCUCUUCUCCAAACGGAUCUUGUCCUUGCCGCCCUCAAGGAACGAUUUCCAGAUCAUACCUUCAAGAUCCACUCGCGCGAAACUGCUGGUGACCAAAAUACGACCAUUGCGCUUCGGGAUUUCACCACAAAAAACCUAUGGACACAGGAGCUCGAGGACCUUCUAGAAGCCGGCCAUGUCGAUCUUAUCGUGCACUCAUUGAAAGAUGUUCCCACGCUUUUACCGUCUUCCUGCAAGCUUGGCCCCAUGAUGAAACGGGAGGAUUCGAGAGAUGUUUUGGUCCUUAAGAAGGGCCUGCCUAAUAUGACCCUGGCAGAAAUGCCGGCUGGCUCAGUCGUGGGAACAUCUUCAAUUCGCCGGACCGCCCAACUUGCUCGAAAGUACCCUCACCUAAAGGUAAUGGACGUCCGUGGCAACAUCGGAACUCGGUUGUCCAAACUGGAUGCAGAGGAUAGCCCGUACACAUGCCUUAUCCUUGCUGCUGCAGGGCUACUACGCCUGGAACUUGGAGAUCGGAUAUUCCAAUUCUUGGAUUCGAAGAACGCCGGGAUGCUGUAUGCCGUUGGCCAGGGCGCAUUGGGUAUCGAAAUUCGCAAAGAUGACAACGUAAUGGAGGACAUGUUGAAGACCAUUGGGCAUAAAGAGACAACAUUUGCUUGUUUGGCUGAAAGGAGUCUUCUACGUACCCUAGAAGGUGGUUGCAGCGCUCCGCUGGGAGUUGAAACCGAGUGGAUUGAUGGCACCGAAGGGUCAUCGAAAUUGAAAAUGAGGUCCGUCGUCGUAAGUGUGGACGGUAGCGAGAAUUCUGAGGUCGAGAUCGAUGGAGCAGUUGACUCGGCUCAGUCGGCAGAAGAGUUUGGUGUCACAGUGGCCAAGGCACUGGUCGCUAAAGGGGCCGGCAAAAUCCUUGAAGAAAUUCAGCAGAACAAGCAAAAUCCACUGAAAGUGCCGACCUCCGAAUUGACUUAG